Molecule: messenger RNA, 1479 nt
Organism: Teleopsis dalmanni
Lineage: Eukaryota; Metazoa; Arthropoda; Insecta; Diptera; Diopsidae
Product: roundabout homolog 2-like
Exons: 10
Coding region: 1-1479 (492 amino acids)
Biological process (GO): axon guidance; dendrite self-avoidance; homophilic cell-cell adhesion
Cellular component (GO): plasma membrane; axon
Molecular function (GO): cell-cell adhesion mediator activity
Source: RefSeq, a predicted model, not a curated record
AUGUAUGCAAAGGAAGAUGCAGCUCAAUAUCAAUCACCACGUAUAAUCGAGCACCCGACAGAUUUAGUAGUGAAAAAGAAUGAACCUGCCACACUGAAUUGCAAAGUUGAAGGCAAACCGGCGCCAACAAUUGAAUGGUUUAAGGACGGUGAACCUGUGAAUACAAAUGAGAAAAAAUCUCAUCGUGUACUUUUCAAGGAUGGCGCCUUGUUCUUCUAUCGCACGAUGCAAAGCAAAAAGGAACAGGACAGCGGCGUUUAUUGGUGCGUUGCAAAGAACCAUGUGGGCAAGGCUGUCAGCCGGCAUGCAACCCUACAAAUUGCAUACUUACGUGAUGAUUUUCGUGUCCAGCCUAAAGACACACGAGUUGCCAAAGGGGAAACUGCUUUGUUGGAGUGUGGCCCACCAAAAGGCGUACCAGAGACAUCUCUAAUAUGGAUGAAGGAUGGUGUACGACUGGAUGACUUAACUCCGAAAUCUUAUGGAACCACAUCACGUAUACGCGUUGUCGAUGGUGGCAAUUUAUUGAUAAGCAACGUCGAACCAAUUGAUGAGGGCAACUAUAAGUGUAUCGUACAAAAUUUGGUUGCCACUCGAGAGUCCAGUUAUGCCAAAUUAAUCGUGCAAGUGAAGCCUUACUUCAUGAAGGAACCACAAGAUCUCACCAUUUUAUCUGGAAACACUGUGCAAUUUCAUUGUUUGGUUGGCGGUGAUCCGCCACCGAAAAUUCUCUGGAAGAAGGAAGAAGGCAACAUACCGGUAUCACGCGCACGCAUACAACAUGACGACAAAAGCCUUGAAAUUACCGACAUAACACCUGCCGACGAGGGUACCUACGUCUGUGAGGCGCACAACCUUGUUGGGCAAAUAAGUGCACGCGCCUCACUUACAGUACACGCUCCACCGGUCUACACUGUUAAGCCACAGGAUAAAAAGGUUGGUCUCAAUGGUGUUGCGCAAUUUGCUUGCGUUGCCGAUGGCAAUCCACCACCUUCAGUGUUUUGGACAAAGGAAGGGUCCUCAACUUUAAUGUUUCCCAACAAUUUAUAUGGUCAUUUGCAUGUGUCCAAAGAUGGUACAUUACAAAUAAAUGGUGUCCAAAAGGAAGAUGCCGGCUACUACAUUUGUUCGGCCAUCAGUGUAGUGGACUCAUCAACCAUAAGAGCAUAUCUUCAAGUUACAUCAGUUGAGGAUACGCCACCACCCAUCAUACAAAUCGGCCCAUCAAAUCAAACAUUGCCUAAAGGCAGUGUUGCUAUGUUGCCAUGUCGAGCUUCAGGGAAUCCAACACCACGUGUAAAGUGGUACAGAGAUGGUACAACUCUGCAAAAUGGCAAUCGUUAUACAAUCGUACAGGGUGGCUCACUUAGAAUUGACGAUUUGCAAGUGAACGAUAGUGGACUUUAUACAUGCACUGCUUCUUCGGAAAGUGGCGAGACUUCUUGGUCGGCAACUUUGACGUUAUGUCAAAUACGUUAG